ACACAGACAACACUUCAUGGGAUGAAGAUACAAUUUUUGUAGAAUCAAAUGAAGAAGAUGAAUUUCUUAAACCACCGCUUUGGUAGUUGAUGCCCUAGAUAAAUUCUAUGGGAAACAAAUCAAUGAUAAUGUUGGAUAAAGUGGAAUUAGAGAAAGUGCCAGACAGCAUUGGGAUGACUGCGCAGGCAUUAAACAGUGGUGGCUUAAAUUCAAAUUCUUCAUCAAGAGCUACACGGUCUGAGGAGAAUGAGUUGAUGGGGAUGGGAGAGGUGGCGACAAUGAAGUGGAGGAGAAAGGGUGCGUUUGGGAUUGUUGUGAAGUGUUGUGGCCGUAGCUAUGGUUGUGGCUGUGGUGAACUGUGCUAUGUUGUAGCCAUGGCUGAAAAGAGCCGGCUCUUGAAAGCUGCAGCCGGCUCUGGUGAAAUGGAAGUGCAGAGAGCCGGCUCUGAAAGCUGCAGCCAGCUCUAUGGUCGGAAUACCAAAGCUGGCUCUAGGCUUUGUAGCCGGCUGCGGAGGAAAACAGAAUGUGCAAGAAACCCGCAAAGCCGGCUGCAGAAAUGGGCAUUUAAUGACCCCCAACGGCUUGAAAUGGCUAUUUUCGAGCAAGGGGCUAUAAAUAUAGUUGUGAGUGAUCUUGGGGGUGUGUUGAUUCCUUCAAGAGUGAUCUGUAGAGAGGAUCUUUGGGGUUUAACUGCAAUACUCAAUGCACAUGAUAUGUGGGAAAUGUUUGAGAAUGGAUAUGAUGCUUCUCAAGACAUAAGUGCUCUUACACAAGCACAAAAAGAUCAAUUUAAUAGCAUCAAGAAAAAGGAUCAGAAGGCUGUCUCUCUUAUUCACCAUGCAUUGGAUGAGGUUACCUUUGAGAAGGUUUCUAAUGCCACCACAGCAAAGCAAUUGUGGGAGAUGCUUCAAGUUACCUAUAAAGGAAAAGACAAGGCAAAGAAAGUUCAUCUCCAAAGUUUGAGAGGUGAAUUUGAAGCUAUUCAAAUGAAGGAGAUAGAAAAGGUGUCAAAUUAUAUCUCAAGGGUCAUGGGGAUUGCCAACCAGAUGAGAAGGCUUGAUGAAGAGGUGACUGAUUUAAGGAUUAUUGAAAAAAUUCUUAGAUCAGUUACAGAGAAAUUUGAUUAUGUGGUGACGGCCGUUGAAGAAUCAAAAAGACUGGGAGACAUGACUAUUGAGGAAGCAUGUGAGGAGAAGCUCAAUAUGAGAAAGAAAGAGCUUGUGGAUUCACCUCUUCGAGAGGCCAUGGCAGAGGAGGAUGAAGGCAUAUCAAAAGAGAAAGAGAUGAAGAAUGAAGAAAAGCACUCUUGGUACCUUGAUACUAGAGCAAGCAAUCACAUGUGUGGAAACAAAGAAUUAUUUGUGAAGCUUGAUGAGAAAGUUGGCAGCAACAUCACCUUUGGAGACUCCUCCAAAAUGCCAAUAAGGGAAGAAGAUGAAGAAGAAAGGGAAGAAAUCAUUACUCCCUUAGCAUCAUUGUCUCGUGGUGAAAUUUCAUCUUCGAAAGGAAGCUCAAAUACUGAGCCUAUCGACUUCAAUGAAGAUGCCAAAGAUGAAAAGUGGAGAAAAGCUAUGGACACGGAGAUGAAUGGUGAAGAGAACAAGGUGCUUAAAUUAAAGAAAGCUCUCUAUGGCUUGAAACAAGCUCCAAGAGCUCGAAAUUGUAGAAUUGACAAAUACUUUCAAGGGAAUGGCUUUGUCAAGUGCCCUUAUGAAUAUACCCUCUACAUGAGGCUAAUUCUCGGACAUCUCCAAUCGUUCCCUUAUUUUCUCAAAUGGUCCAUUGUUAUCACGAUGAGAGAAGCAUCAAACCCAAAAGAAUAUCUGGCGAAAGCAUCAAACCUAGAAGCAGAUCUGGCGGAAUCAUCAGACCCAGAAGCAGAUAUGACGAAAGCAAGGGACAUGGCGUUGCAGGGUGGUGGUGGUGAAAGUAGAUCUGUUGGAGGUGGGUUUGAAGGAACCCAGGCUGCUGAAGUUGUACAAUGCGUUCUUCAAGUUCCUAUUGAAGCAUUGUUUGUAGAACCAGAUCCAAAAGCCGACGGACGAGACCGCCAACCCUUUCAGUGUCACAACCAGACCCAAAGAAUCUUCCUACUUAAAUCUGCUUUAUCUCCACCAGAGCUACCUAAGCCAAAAUCUAGAUACAUAUCCUUUCAGUUUGAUAACAACUAUUUGAAUUUGAGAAGAAAUAGUUACCGGCCUCAAAAUUUGGGUGUCACAAGAGAAGAAGUGAGCAUGGUGAAUAGCAAGGGCUGGGCUGGGUAACUUCAGAGUUAACGGAAAGUAAUGAGGGUCUAAUGAAGUGGGUAACGGGAGGGGGUGGAUGUAUUAGCGUCCUUUUUAGUAAUGUAUCUAACAGAAUGGGAUUCAUGUAUACCAGUUAAUUUGGGGGGAAGAACCAGUGUUCAUGAUUUACCUAUAAAGAAUUAUGUAAGUU
Molecule: messenger RNA, 2436 nt
Organism: Rubroshorea leprosula
Lineage: Eukaryota; Viridiplantae; Streptophyta; Magnoliopsida; Malvales; Dipterocarpaceae
Source: the annotation of a GenBank genome assembly